GGUCCUUGUGUGGGGAUCUGCGAGAUGCACCCAUGCACCCACAGGUCUGAGGGGCUGUGUUGACAGCAGCAUCGGGACCAAAGGUCCCUCCUUGUGUCAUUGCAGUGCGGCUCCGUGCAUCACGUGUCUGUUUGCUCUGCUGUUUUGGAGAUGGCUGUGCCUCCACCCAGCUCAUGUUUCUCCCCCAGAGCAACCACGCGUGGAGAAUGACAUGUUCUGGGGGGCAUGGGUGGCACAAGGCACCCCCUGCCCUCUGGCCAGGGGGUUCACAUAGUGAUGGUGGCUCUGCUGCCACCACCGCCCCACAGCUCAGCAGUGAGCCAUCACCCCGUGGCACCUAGCCCACCCCAGUGCUCGGCCUUGGCUCCGUGCAUCCCAAAAUGCCGGGACACCAACCACAGCCAUCUCGCAGGUUGUGUCCUCCAAACCCAGCACUUGCUGCACUGUCCCUGUCGCGUUGGCUGCUGCUCGCCGACCUUUGAGCACCAGUGCCCAGUGUGCUGAUAAGGGCUGGGGGGGGCCGCAGUUGAUAAAAGCUGCACACUAAGCCAGUCCCUCUGUCUGUCCCUCUGUCCGUCCAUCUGGGCCGAAGAUGCUGCGCUUGGUCGGCCGUGCUGCGUGGUGCUGGGGGGCGAGGCGGGGGCCGGCGCGGGUACGCCCUGCGGCCAUGCAGCGGGCACGCCUCUCCAGCACUGCAGCGGUGGCCGGCACGUGGCCCAAGGACGUGGGCAUCCUGGCACUGGAGGUGUACUUCCCUGCACAAUAUGUGGAGCAGGCUGAGCUGGAGCGCUAUGAUGGUGUGGAGGCCGGCAAGUACACGCGGGGCCUGGGCCAGCAGCAGAUGGGCUUCUGUGCCGCCCAUGAGGACAUCAACUCGCUGUGCCUGACGGUGGUGCAGAGGCUGGUGGAGCGCGGGCGGCUCUCCUGGGACGCCAUCGGCCGCCUGGAGGUGGGCACCGAGACCGUCAUCGACAAGUCCAAGGCUGUCAAGACCGUCCUCAUGGAGCUCUUCCGCGAGUCGGGCAACACUGACGUGGAGGGCAUUGACACCACCAACGCCUGCUAUGGUGGCACAGCCUCGCUCUUCAAUGCGGCCUCCUGGGUCGAGUCCAGUGCCUGGGACGGACGCUACGCUGUGGUGGUGUGCGGAGACAUUGCCGUCUAUGCCACAGGGAACGCACGGCCCACAGGAGGUGCUGGUGCCAUCGCCAUGCUGGUGGGACCCAACGCCCCACUGGUGCUGGAGAGAGGCUUGCGGGGAACACACAUGGAGCACGCCUAUGACUUCUACAAACCUGACCUGUCUUCAGAAUACCCAGUGGUGGACGGUCCCCUCUCCAUCCAGUGCUACCUGCGGGCCCUGGACCGCUGCUAUGCUGUGUACCGCAGGAAGGCGGAGAGACAGUGGCAGCAGGCCGGCAUCCAGCGGCCCUUCACCCUCGACGACUUCAAGUUUAUCAUCUUCCACACGCCCUUCUGCAAGCUGGUGCAGAAGUCGGUGGGGCGGCUGCUGCUGAAUGACUUCCUGGCUGCCCCCAGCCCCGACACGGCCGCUGGGCUCUACAAGGGGCUGCAGCCCUUCCGCGGCAUGAAGCUGGAGGACACCUACACCAGCAAGGAGGUGGAGAAGGCCUUCCAGACGGCCAGCCAGGAGAUCUUUAACCAGAAGACCAAGCCCUCCCUGCUGCUCUCCUCCCGCAAUGGCAACAUGUAUACACCAUCUAUGUAUGGCUGCCUGGCCUCGCUCCUGGCUCAGUGCUCGGCUCAGGACCUGGCCGGCUCCAGGAUCGGUGCCUUCUCCUACGGCUCGGGGCUGGCCGCCAGCAUGUUCUCCCUCCGUGUCUCACAGGAUGCUGCCCCGGGCUCUCCCCUGGACAAGCUGCUCUCCAGUCUGGCCGAUCUGCCCGCCCGCCUGGACGCCCGCAAGCGUGUGGCCCCACAGGACUUCGCCGACAUCAUGAAGCAGCGCGAGGAGACCCAUCACCUGGCCAACCACACUCCGCACGGCUCCCAGGCAGACCUGUUCCCUGGCACCUGGUACUUAGAGCGGGUGGACGACAAGUACCGCCGGCAGUACGCCAGGAAGCCCAUGUAGGGCACAGAGUGGGGCAGCCAUCGGGGGGACAUGCAGACACAGGGGUGAAUGCAGCCAUCCUGGCGCUGAAGCAGGCAGUGUUUUCUGCGAAAACACAGGCGGUGUGGGGAAUAAAGCACGGAUGCAAGGGCAGCGCCCCGGCUCUAUCA
Molecule: messenger RNA, 2244 nt
Organism: Numida meleagris (helmeted guineafowl)
Lineage: Eukaryota; Metazoa; Chordata; Aves; Galliformes; Numididae
Gene: HMGCS2
Product: 3-hydroxy-3-methylglutaryl-CoA synthase 2
Exons: 9
Coding region: 593-2095 (500 amino acids)
Biological process (GO): acetyl-CoA metabolic process
Cellular component (GO): mitochondrion
Molecular function (GO): hydroxymethylglutaryl-CoA synthase activity
Source: RefSeq, a predicted model, not a curated record